AUGGGGGCUGUGGCCAUCACACCCCCCCAGGUCAAGAGACGCAGCUGUCCGGCCCAGCGGAAACCCCUCCCAGCUGUCCUGACCUUCAUGCCCAGCUCCCUUCAUCCAGAUUCGCCACCCCCUGCCCACUGGCUGUGUGCCUGCCCUUCCCGGGGGCUGUACCACUUCCCUGACCCAAUCCAACAAGACAGAGCCUCAGUGGACCUGAGUGUCUACUAUGCCUCCUCUGACCAAAGCCAGUGGACUCUUGGAGGUAUGCAGUGCCAGGACCUGGCCACCAGGGAGCAGCAAGGCUUCUACUCAGUGCUGCUGGAAGAAUCGUCAGGCAAACAGCUGAGAGGGAGCUGCAGGCACCCCCGGAAAAAGCCACAGGGUGACCCAGGACCCAGGAGCAUGCGGCUGGCAGCAGAAGAGACAGCUGCCCAGCUACGGGUGACCCUGCUGCCCACACCCAACAGCAGCGGGCUGAGCCGGGAGCUUGAAGGCCGUUGGCCCGAGAGCCCUGCGGCAUCCCCAUGUGUGGCUGGAGUCAUCCCUGUCAUCUACUACAGCAUCCUCCUGGGCCUGGGGCUGCCUGUCAAUCUCCUGACUACAGUGGCCCUGGCCCGCCUCGCCGCCAGGACCCGGAAGCCCUCCUACUACUAUCUUCUGGCACUCACGGCCUCGGACAUCGUCACCCAGGUGGUCAUCGUGUUCGUGGGCUUCCUCCUGCAGGGAGCCGUGCUGGCCCGAGAGGUGCCCCAGGCCGUGGUGCGCACAGCGAACAUCCUGGAGUUUGCUGCCAACCACGCCUCGGUCUGGAUCGCCGUCCUGCUCACGGUGGACCGGCACAGAGCCCUGUGCCACCCCCUGCGCCACCGGGCCACCUCGUCCCCGGGCCGGGCCCGCCGGGCCGUCGCUGCUGUCCUCAGUGCCGCGCUGCUCACUGGCAUCCCCUUCUACUGGUGGCUGGACGUGUGGCGGGACACGGACCCGCCCAGCACACUGGACGAGGUGCUCAAGUGGGCUCACUGCCUCACUGUCUAUUUCAUCCCUUGUGGCGUUUUCCUGGUGGCCAACCUGGCCAUCGUCCGCCGGUUGCAGCAGAGGGGCCGGAGCGGGCCGCGGCCCCAGGUGGGCAAGAGCACCGCCAUCCUCCUGGGCGUCACCACGCUCUUCGCCCUCCUCUGGGCACCCCGCAUCUUUGUCAUGCUCUACCACCUGUACGUGGCCCCCGUCUACCGCGACUGGAGGGUCCACCUGGCCCUGGAUGUGGCCAACAUGGUGGCUAUGCUCAACACCGUCGUCAACUUCGGCCUCUACUGUUUCGUCAGCAAGAGUUUUCGGGCCACUGUCCGAGAGGUCUUCCAGGACACCCACCUGCCCUGCACCCUGGGGUCGCGGUCAGUGGGCACGGUGGCAGAGCCUAUGCUGAAACCUCUGGGACUCCCCAAGGGGGCAGAAUUGUAG
Budorcas taxicolor (takin) is the source of this 1449-nucleotide messenger RNA. RefSeq names its product G protein-coupled receptor 142 (gene GPR142). The coding region runs from base 1 to 1449 and encodes 482 amino acids. Gene Ontology annotation, cellular component: membrane. Gene Ontology annotation, biological process: G protein-coupled receptor signaling pathway. The transcript has 6 exons. Gene Ontology annotation, molecular function: G protein-coupled receptor activity. Lineage: Eukaryota; Metazoa; Chordata; Mammalia; Artiodactyla; Bovidae. The record is from RefSeq and is a predicted model, not a curated record.